Molecule: messenger RNA, 4052 nt
Organism: Rhinichthys klamathensis goyatoka
Lineage: Eukaryota; Metazoa; Chordata; Actinopteri; Cypriniformes; Leuciscidae
Gene: atg9a
Product: ATG9 autophagy related 9 homolog A (S. cerevisiae)
Exons: 16
Coding region: 266-2800 (844 amino acids)
Biological process (GO): protein localization to phagophore assembly site; autophagy of mitochondrion
Cellular component (GO): autophagosome; phagophore assembly site
Source: RefSeq, a predicted model, not a curated record
UUGGACAGCAAAUGUGUCACACAGUGGACGCGGCCUCUAUACCGUGCGUCAAGAAUCGAAACCAAAAAUGGUUCAAAUUGGAAAACAAAAGAGAACUUGGCAUUUAUAGCAGAGUGCGAAUCAUAAAUCACCGCUGCUCACAUUCGAAUGAGGAAGAGCAGAAUUGGUCCCGUAGUCCUUUUGAUUUCAUAAAUGAAAUGGAGGGAGGUACAAGAGGCACUAGAAGGGAUAGUGUGUGACAGGAGAUUGGGGGUCUGACAGCGGGAUGGCCCACUUUGAUACAGAGUACCAGCGCCUGGAGGCGUCCUACAGCGACUCCCCUCCCGGAGAAGAGAAUCUACUGGUGCAUGUUCCAGAGGGAUCCAAAUCUCCGUGGCACCACAUUGAAAAUCUAGACCUUUUCUUCCAGAGAGUCUAUAAUCUACACCAGAAGAAUGGAUUUACUUGUAUGCUGCUGGGGGAAAUAUUUGAGCUUGUGCAACUGGUGUUUGUGGUGGCAUUCACAGUGUUCCUGGCUAACUGUGUGGACUAUGACAUCCUUUUUGCCAACAAGUUUGUUAAUCACACUGAUUCCUCAAAGGUUACGCUGCCCGAUGCGUUUCUACCAGUGGACGAGUGCAGUGCUCGGAUCCGUGACAGUGUUUCGGUCAUCUUCAUCCUUAUCAUAUCAGGGGUCUUUUGGCUCCACCGUCUCGUCAAGUUCUUCUACAACAUCUGUUGCUACUGGGAGAUCAGAUCGUUUUACAUUAAUGCCCUAAAAAUGUCCACGGCGGACCUUCCUUAUUUUACCUGGCAGGAGGUGCAGGCAAGGAUUGUUGAGAUACAGAAGGAGCACCAGAUUUGCAUCCACAAAAAAGAACUGACAGAGCUCGACAUCUACCAUCGCAUACUGCGUUUCAAAAACUACAUGGUCGCCAUGGUCAAUAAGUCACUUCUUCCUGUGCGCUUUCGUUUGCCUCUGCUGGGCGACACUGUUUUUUACACCCGUGGCCUCAAGUAUAACUUUGAGUUGAUUUUCUUCUGGGGCCCUGGAUCUCUUUUUGAAAACGAGUGGAGUUUGAAGUCAGAGUACAAGCGUGGAGGGAACCGUUUAGAGCUAGCAGAUCGUCUGAGCUCACGGAUCUUGUGGAUUGGAAUCGCCAACCUUCUCUUGUGUCCAGUUAUCCUGAUUUGGCAGAUUCUCUACGCGUUCUUCAGCUACACUGAGGUGAUAAAGCGUGAGCCGGGAAGCCUGGGUGCUCGAUGUUGGUCUCUGUAUGGCCGUUUUUACCUCAGACACUUCAAUGAACUAGACCAUGAGCUAAUGUCACGCCUCAGCAAGGGCUACAAGGCCUCCUCCAAGUACAUGAACUGCUUCAUGUCACCAUUGCUGACGGUGGUGGCCAAGAACGUGGCAUUCUUUGCUGGCUCCAUACUUGCGGUUUUGAUUGCUUUGACUAUUUAUGAUGAAGAUGUAUUGGCUGUGGAGCACGUCCUCAGCAGUAUCACAUUACUUGGGGUCGGCAUCACAGUCUGCAGGUCAUUUAUCCCAGACAAGCAUAUGGUGUUCUGUCCAGAGCAGCUGCUUAAAGUGAUCCUGGCACAGAUUCACUACAUGCCUGAUCAUUGGCAGGGAAAUGCCCACCGCUAUGAGACCAGAGACGAGUUCGCACAGCUCUUUCAGUACAAGGCUGUGUUUAUUCUUGAGGAGCUUUUGAGUCCGGUCAUCACUCCCUUCAUUCUCAUUUUCUGCUUGCGCCGCAAAUCUCUGGAGAUCAUCGAUUUUUUCCGAAACUUUACUGUGGAUGUGGUCGGUGUGGGUGAUACUUGCUCUUUUGCACAGAUGGAUGUCCGUCAACAUGGUCAUCCUGCAUGGAUGUCUGCUGGGAAAACAGAGGCCUCCAUCUAUCAGCAGGCAGAAGACGGGAAGACAGAACUGUCACUCAUGCACUUUGCGAUCACAAAUCCACACUGGCAGCCCCCUCGGGAGAGCACACAUUUCAUCAGUCUUCUGAAAGAGAAGGUGCACCGCGAGGCCGCCGGAGGACAGCAGGGAAUCAUAGCAGAGAAUCCUAUCUUUACCUCAACCCAUUCACUACAGUCUGAUUCAGAGCCUCGCAGUCUUAUUGCAAAUCUCCUGAUUGGACCCCCUUCCCUUGUCUCGCUGCAUCUUGGUCGAGAGGGCUCCAUCAAUCCUGUGUCCAUUGGAGUGAGUGAGGGAGCUUCCGCCCUCCGAUCCCUCUCUCCGGUCAGCGCGAGUCUACACCUCCGAGGCAGCCACCCAUCCGCCAGACUGGCACGACAGGACCAUCCUGUGGUGACUGGGCGAGCAAUGACAGGCUCUGGCACUGACGCCCGUACCAUCAGCUCUGGCAGUAGUGCCUGGGAAGGCCAGCUAACCAGUAUGAUCCUAUCAGAAUACGCCUCCACAGAGAUGAGCAUCCAUGCUCUCUACAUUCAUGAGAUGCAUAAGCAGCAAUCGCGAGGUGAGCUGUCUCGACACACCUGGCACAGACAGGAGAGUGACGAGAGCAGUGAGAGUGUCAAUGAAGACAUGGAAGCUGCUCGCAACUUUCCCCGUUCCAGCACUUUCCCUAGUGCCACCAACUCACACCAGCAGGGGGCAGCACAUCACAGCGGCAGCCAGCGACGCUUCGACGGAACCUCAGAUCCUGUUUCUGGAAGCUUUCGAGUCCAGAGGACACCUCGUAUGCCUAUGGGCGGAUGGUCUGAGGAGAAUCAAAUAGGCCGGCAUCACGACCCAGUGCCCGAGGAGGGGGCUGAGGAUGAUCUACCGCCACACAUCCAUAAGGUGACUUAACAGGUGUAUCGUCGAUGAAGUACACAAGAGAGACUCACACCAUCCAUUUUCUUUUGGACACUGAUCACAAAAGUCAGAAUUAUUUACUCCUGGAUAGAACUCGAGACUCCCAGCUUAAUCAUUAUGCCAAAUCAUUUUCAAAUGCAUUACAAUGGUUUGAGCUUCUUAGUACAUCAUCAAAAUAUUAAAUGAUUCAUACAUCUUACAUAUUGAUCCGCUUGAUAGAGGGUGCAAAACUGAUUCUGUUAUUAUAUAUUUUUUUUUCCAUUAUAUUGUGAAUAGGAAAGUCUAAUUGGCCUCCCGAUGAGACCAUUGAGUAAACUGUCAUGUAGGAUUGCACUCAGUUGACCUUCACAUUUCUGUUCUCGUCAAAAAGUACAGGUCGGUGUUGAUGCAAGAAGUUUGUGCUUAGAAUUUCUAAGCUAAUUUGAAUAGUUUUGAUAGGAUGAAGAAAUAUUUAUAAUAUGCAAUGUGCCAUAAUGAACUUUAACGAUUUGCAAAAUUAGAUUUUAUUGUCAAUCCCAGAUAUCUGUGAGGGGGGGGAACCACUGAAGAUCAUUCAAGCAUGGCACUGUAAAAAUAACGCAUGCUAUUUAAGUUUUAUUAUUUGCACAAUAUCAAACAAGAAUGCACUUUAUCAUUUUUCAGAUCCAAAGGAUGACACAAAGGCAGUGAGCAAAUCAGAUUUGUUUUUAUAAACAUGCAGUUUUAAAGAAAGUUGUAUAUUUCUGUCUAUAGGAUAAGCGUUAAUAUAUUCCAGAUACCUCAGGACCGGCUUGUUUUUGGCACUGAAGUUGCCCAAAAAGUGCAUGACACUUUUUGGGUGAUUGACAGCUGCACCUUCCAUCCUCAAAUCCAUAACUGCUAAAAGGAAGUUGACAAACUUUUGUGUAAUUUAUGUGUGACUGCAAAGAUGUUGGAUCUCGUUCAUAGACCAUCAAUGCAUAAAAUGGCAAAAGUGUACAUUUUGUUUCACAUAAACUGACACCAUUUCUCAUAUCUCACACUGCUUGCAUACAUCGUGCUUGCAUAGAGAUUGUUCAAGGUGCAAAUUGUGCAUGACCCUUGACCUUUAUAGCCUGGUAUGUGUUUGUAAUAAUUGGCCUGUGAAAUGCUUCUGUGACCUUACCUAUCUACCAACUGCAGCUGUGCAUUUUCCAUUUUCUUUCGUUUUCAGUUUUCUAGGCUGUUGUAUAUUUACAUUUUGUACAGUUUAAAAUGCAUCAAUAAAAUGUAUUUAAUAGUUUGUGUA